Messenger RNA from Closterium sp. Naga37s-1, 1881 nucleotides. The record is from the annotation of a GenBank genome assembly. NCBI's taxonomy places the organism in Eukaryota, Viridiplantae, Streptophyta, Zygnematophyceae, Desmidiales, Closteriaceae.
AUGUGUGUCCAACUCGUGUUUGUUCUUUCCCAGGCGACUCCGGAUCAUUCUCAGGUGCUGCAGCAGUGGGUGCAGCGAGCAGCCCACUUCCACAGCAGGCUGGGAUCUGACGUGGCUCCAGCUGACGUGGCACCAGCGUCAGCUGUAGCGGACUUUUGGCGGGGUGUUAGGGCAGCGGUGGAGGCGGCAGAGGAUGUGGCUAUAGCGGGGGGUGACGAGCAGCAGACGGGCGUGACAGUGUCUGUAGGCGCGUGUGAUGUAGCUGCAGUGCGACAGCUGCAGGGGAAUGCGAGGAAGCGAGUGGCAGCAACAGAAGCGAUGGCGCAGCAGGUGGGGGCGUUUGAGUCCACGUGUGGGGCAGCAGGGCGGGGGAGCGAGGAGGCACAUCUUCCUCUCAGGUUCCCAUUUCCCCUUCCCUCCUCACAACCCCCCUCUUCCGCACACUUCCCUCCCACCCCCCUCUCCAUCCCCCAGUGGCAGCAACAGAAGCGAUGGCGCAGCAGUAUGAGUGCUGCUGCUGCGUCCCUGCUGCUGCUUUCCCCCUCCCACUCCUUUCCCCCCUCCCAUUCCCUUGCCCCCUCCCAUUCCCUUUCCCCCUCCCACUCCCUUUCCUCCUCUCACUCCCUUUCCCCCUCCCAUUCCCUUUCCCCCUCCCACUCCCUUUCCCCCUCCCACUUCCUUUCCCCCCUCUCACUCCCAUUCCCCCUCCCAUUCCCUUUCCCCUCUCCGACUUCCUUUCCGCCCCCCACUCCCUUUCCCCCUCCUACUCCCUUUCCGCCUCCCACACCCUUUCCCCCUCCCACCCCCUUUCCCCCCUCCCACUUCCUUUCCGCCCCCCACUCCCUUUUCCCCUCAAACUCCCUUUUCCCCUCCCACUCCCUUUCCCCCCUCUCACUCCCUUUCCCCCCUCUCACUCCCUUUUCCCCUCCCACUCCCUUUCCCCCUCUCACUCACUUACCCCCUCCCUCUUGCAGGGUCGUCGCCAAUCAAGGCCUCACACUCCAUAGGCUUUCCGCUACAGCUGCUACAGCUGCUCCCGCUGCUACAGCCGCUACAGCCGCCUCAGUCGCUACAGCCGCUACAGGCGGGGAGGAGGAGCAAUGGGAAGAUCCCUUGGUGUUGGCCGUGGGAGGGGUGGUGGGAGCAGCGGCUGCGGCACUUAAGAGCUGGCUAAGUGUCGUUGUGGAGGGGAGGAAGGGGAGGAAGGGAGGAGUGGGAGGAGGUGGAGGUGCGGGGAAGGUGGCAACUGGUGCAGGUGCAUCUGGUGGGCAUGUACUGUUACAGCCGCCCAAGGCUGCUCUAGCUGAUUUAAGGGAGGCUCGUGAUGUGCUGGACGUGUGGCGGCAUGAGCUGGCACGGCUGCACUCGCGCCUAGUCAGCGUCGUCUGCCGCUCCCAGCUGACGUCAGCACACGGCCGCAUGACCUGGCAGCCGGCAUCGCCAGCUCAGCUCCCGGGCCAGGACCACACGGUGGCCCCGGCUGACGUGGCCAUGGCGUCUGCUUGCGCGUUUCUGGAUCAAGCCAUAGAUAUCCGACAGCAGCACGAGGGGUGGGAGGAAGCGAUGGCAGCAGCUACUCUCGUGUGCGACGUGGAAGCUUCCUCCUCAGGCAGUAGCAACACUGGCGCUGCUGACGUGGACAGGUGGAGGCGCUUCCUGGAGCCACUCACAGACAGCCACGUGGCAGACAUUCUCGAAGGCGACCUUGCCAGCUGGCGGGCGGCGCAGGGCAUCUACUGGGCGGCAGUGGCUGCUGAGGAGGAGGCACUGGCGGGGCUGCUGCAGGCGCGACUGGGGGAGGUGCCAUCCGCCAUGGGGCGGCUGCAGCUGCUGGCGCAGUGCUCGUCUUUCACUGCACUGCCAAGGGUACGAAUUCAGUAG